Messenger RNA from Equus caballus (horse), 3487 nucleotides. It is a transcript of the gene NFKBID, whose product is annotated as NFKB inhibitor delta. Gene Ontology annotation, molecular function: protein binding. Gene Ontology annotation, biological process: regulation of gene expression. Gene Ontology annotation, cellular component: nucleus. The record is from RefSeq and is a predicted model, not a curated record. Lineage: Eukaryota; Metazoa; Chordata; Mammalia; Perissodactyla; Equidae.
AUGGAGUCUUGGAACCCGGGGAGAAAUAUGAUUGACACGGUCAGCGCUGUGGAUGAGCCCGGGUUUACUGGAGCGCGACGCGGGGACUCCCCGGCCCGUGGGCGGGGCCCCGCCCAGGGCGGGGCGGUGCCAGAAGCUCGUUUAAAAACUCGCGGGGGACCGGACCCAAGAUCGGGGACCCGGCGGCGGCUCCGCGGGGACACAGCGAGGCUGGCGCAGCGCCGAGGCCGGGGCCCUGGGGGCCCCCAGUCCGCGCCCCGGAAUCCCCGAGUGAGCCGGAGUGAGCGCAGCCACUGUCCGUCGCAGACCGUGAAGAAGCUCCUGGAGGAACAGAGGCGCCGCCAGCAGCAGCCUGACGCUGGUGGGGUACCGGGACAGUUCCCGCCUCCCCUGGCGCCGCCCCUGACGCCAUCUGUGAAUGAGGCUGAGGCUGGCCAUACUCACUUCCCAGCACACCAGGAGACUGUGGGUUCUGGACUUGGCAGCCUGGCACCUCCCACGGGCUUUCCAGACUGGGACCCCAACACGCAUGCUGCCUACACGGACAGCCCCUACUCUUACCCUGCUGCUGCUGCUGAAAAUUUCCUGACUUCCGACUUCUACCCACCCUCGGACCCUGGGCGGCCGUGUCCAUUCCCCCUGGGGAUGGAGGAACCCCUGGAUACCCGGCUCUAUGCAGAACCGUCCCUGCCACAGGCGGGAUCCUGGAGAGGUUCCGGACUCCCCUCAGGACCCCCACAGUUGCCCCCUGUGGUCACCGGACCAUCGCUGGAUGCAGCCCGUGCUCACAUGCUGGCUUUGGGGCCCCAACAGCUGCUGGCCCAAGAUGAGGAGGGGGACACGCUCCUGCACCUGUUUGCGGCUCGGGGGCUGCGCUGGGCAGCAUAUGCUGCAGCCGAGAUUCUUCAAGUGUACAGACACCUGGACAUUCGCGAGCAUAAGGGCAAGACCCCUCUCCUGGUGGCUGCCGCCGCCAACCAGCCCCUGAUUGUGGAGGAUCUACUGAACCUGGGAGCAGAGCCCAAUGCCGCUGACCACCAGGGGCGUUCUGUCUUGCACGUGGCUGCUACGUAUGGGCUCCCAGGAGUCCUCUCGGCUGUGAUUAACUCAGGGGUUCGCGUUGACCUAGAAGCCAGAGACUUCGAGGGCCUCACACCGCUCCACACAGCCAUCCUGGCCCUCAACGUUGCUAUGCACCCACCCGACCUGUGUCCCCGGGUGCUGAGUACCCAGGCCCGAGACAGGCUGGCCUGUGUCCAGAUGUUGCUGCACAUGGGUGCUGAUCACACCAGCCAGGAGAUCAAGAGCAACAAGACAGUUCUGCACUUGGCCGUGCAGGCCGCCAACCCUACCCUGGUUCAGCUGUUGCUGGAGCUGCCACGGGGAGACCUGCGGGCUUUUGUCAACAUGAAGGCCCAUGGGAACACAGCGCUCCACAUGGCGGCUGCCCUGCCCCCUGGGCCGCCCCAGGAAGCCAUCGUCCGGCGCCUGCUGGCAGCUGGGGCAGAUCCAACCCUGCGCAACCUGGAGAACGAGCAGCCUGUCCACCUGCUGCGGCCCGGGCCGGGCCCCGAGGGGCUCCGGCAGCUACUGAAGAGGAGCCGUGUGGCACCCCCAGGCCUGUCCUCUUAGGACUCAAACCCAGAACCUGGACUGAUUUUCCAGUCCCCACCGUCCUGUGGGACAGCCAGCGUAUGCGAAUGUUGCAAAUCCGUGAUAAUGUAUGUGGAAUGUCCUGCCAUUGGGGUCUUACAUUAAAACCCCAAAAUGGCUGCUGGGGGGUAAACAGGCCCCAAUAUUUGGGGUGUUGUAAUACCCCUCCCCCACCUGCAAGGAGCCCUCUUGAUGAUUUCUGUGAAAUCGAGGCCCCUUGAUUGUUUCUGUGAAACACUCUGGACCCCUAACCCUUUCCCCACCGGGAUCUUUUAGGGUCCCCUCCUCUAACUUAGCUCGUCAUACCUGGAGCCCCAGAUGUAAUUCCCCUCCAUGGUACUUGGGGCAUCUCAAAACAUCUCCCAGUAGCAUCCAAGUAGACCCCCCAGUCUCCCCAGGACCCACCCCCUGCAGGUCCUUAACUCUGAGACGUAGGAAGGACUGUCCUAGCUGAGAGUCCCAGGUUCUCCUGCUUUCUAAUUCAGGGCCCACCCUGUCCCAGACCUCAGCAUUCCAGUGAACCCCUCCCCUGUCUGAAACUCCCUAUUAAACUCAGUUUGGACUAGAACUGUCAUCUGGUCUCUGGGGGCAUUGGUGCAGGGGAGUGGCUGGUGCCUGGCUGAGGAGUCAGGUUCAGAUGAAUGUGCCUGGGUGGGACGCGUAGCAGACACUGUGGGUGCCACCCUGUCGACACCUGGUGUUCUGACGGCUGAGGCCAGCGAGGGAAUCUUUGUUUGUGGCUCUGCCCUGGGUAUGAGUGUGCAAACCUUGAAUGCCAGGGAGUUCCUGCCACUUCCCCCUCCCGCAGCCCCCUACCAGGGACUGACAAGAUGGUGUAUAAACACCCUGGGUCCCUCACCUCUCCGUGGGAGAACUCGCAAGUGCGUGGUCUGCACUGGCUCUCAAAGUUCCCCUGCAGAAUUAAGCUCCACUUCCCCACAGUGGUUCUCGCUUGAUAACAUACCCUUUCUUGUCUGCUUUCCCUUUUCUGUGUCACUUCCUACCCACCUGACCAAAGUUCUCCACCCCUUCCAAUAGUCUUGUCCUCACAUCCUUGCCUCAGCAUCUGCUUCUGGAGAAACUGAAAGGCAGACAGAAGACCUCCACAAUGCCCCCUUCUCAUACCUGCCCCACAGCCUCUGCUCUGGCCUCCAUCCCAAUCUUGCCACCUCAGACAGCCCUUGACCCACUGUAGCCCCCCACUGCUCAGAGCCUCAUGGACAACAAACCAAGCACACUUCAGGGUGUGUGCUGGUGCCUCUGCCCCAAAAUGUAAGGCUUAAAACAGUCACCACUUAUUUGUUCAUGAUUCUGUGAUCUGGACUGGGCUCAGCUGGGCAGUUCUGCUAUCUUCUUCGGUCGCUCAUGUGUCUGCAGUCAGCUGGAGGCCCGAUCAGGCAGGACGGCUGCACUCACGUGUCUGAUACCUCAGCCGAGACGGCCGGAACUGCUGGAAGUGGGCUGAGCAUCUCUCUCCAUGUGGGUUCUGCAGGAGGGUGGGUGCAUCCCUUCACAGCUGGCUCCCGGAGGGAGUGUUCCAAGAGAAUGAGGCCCUGCUUGCAUCGUGCUUGCUGACCUCCCGUUGGUCAAAAUCAGUCACGUGGCCAAGCCCAGACUUGGUGGGGAAGGGAGCACUACCCAAGGGCAUGAAUUUUGGGAGGUGGAGUUGUUAGGGGCCACCAGUGUAAGUCUCCUGCAUCAGCUGCCCUGUGCCGGCAUGCGUGAGCUCUUCUGUGUACUCACAUAGAGGCAGCUGGCCCGUGAAGAAUUCAUGGAAAUACACUGUAAAUGUCACCUCUUCUAAGAGCUUAAUUGAAAUUCAUCUUACAGUCAA